This is a messenger RNA of Eupeodes corollae, 1695 nucleotides long. It is a transcript of the gene Es2, whose product is annotated as splicing factor ESS-2 homolog. The transcript is spliced from 4 exons. The coding region runs from base 116 to 1561 and encodes 481 amino acids. Gene Ontology annotation, cellular component: catalytic step 2 spliceosome. NCBI's taxonomy places the organism in Eukaryota, Metazoa, Arthropoda, Insecta, Diptera, Syrphidae. The record is from RefSeq and is a predicted model, not a curated record.
AUAAAGAGUGAUGUUUAUAAAAGUAUUUUGUAGACCAAAAUUUUAACAAACGUACAAAUUAAAUUUAAUUCUUUUAAGUUAUUUCAAAUACAAAGAAAUAAAACCAAACAAUAUCAUGGAUGAAUCGCCAGGCAGCAAAGCACUUCAAAAUAUGAAAAACCUUUCAAACAGUCUUGUUGAAUUUAAAAAGCCAAUUGUUCCCAAGAAGCGCAAUAAACCAAAAAUUCUCACUGAAGAAAAAUACAUUGAGGAAUUAUCUAAAAUAAUUCAACGCGACUUCUUUCCUGAUUUGGAUAGAUUGCGAGCUCAAAAUGAUUACCUCGAUGCCUUGGAAAAGAACGAUCACGUUAAAAUGCGUGAAAUUCGUUCUAAAUACAGUGGAAAACAAUUUUCCGAACGAAGUAGAUCUAUGACGCCGGCUACUUUCGAAACUCCUCAAAUGAACGCGUCUGGAAAAACACCUCAGCCAAGAACAACUCAACCAAGUGACACUCCCAAGUCAACGGAUUCCAGAUCGAGUGAGCCUAAAUCGUUGUCCACAUCACAUACGUUGGAUUCCUUUUUGCAAGCCUACACCAGUGAGGAUAAUUAUAGUUUUCAAGAAAUCAUCGAGACCGCCGAUGAAAAACUACGAGAAAAGUUCGCCGUGCUUUACAACCAAGAGUUCCUCUCAGCGGACAAAUUAGCCAGAGCUCUGACGCUGCCCAGCAUCGAGACACAGUUCAGCGAUGCAGAUCCUCAAAAAGCGAUAGAAACAUGGUCCUACCGCAAUCGUAACUUCAUAAUGUACAUCCCCGAGGGUGUGGAGCUCACAGAAGAUGAAAAAAUCGAAAGCAUCAAUAGACGCCAAGUCAUUUCCCACAGUAACACCCGCCUCUCGGUGAAUCCUUUCAACGAAUCUCGCAACAAGGAGACUAUGUCGGAAAUAAUCAAGAAUCAGUCCCAAAUGGUUAAUGGCAAAGUUGGCGUCGAUGGUAAUAUUAUGAAUUUGAAAAAUGUUCCUAGUGUAGGUGGCUUUGAUCUGGUUAAGACACCUUCGCCUCGACCCGGCGAAGCAUUCAGUCCGCUUAUGACGUGGGGUGAAAUCGAAGGUACGCCUUUUCGUCUGGAUGGCAGCGAUACCCCAGUGAGAUCGAACAAUGGUCCAUCGUUCAGAAUCAACGAGAAUUCACGAAGAGAAACCAUUGCUUUGGCCUUGGCUGAAAAAGUUGGUGAAAAGAUGCGCGCCCAGAAACAAAGAGCCAUGGAUACUGCGAGAAAAAACAUUGGUUCUCCUUUCAUCCGAUCGUCGAUGGAUAGACUGGCGUCCAUGUCCCCAGCAGCACGACGUUUGGCAACAGCAAAACUAGGUCUUCGAACACCUAGUCCAUUCCGAACACCGUCCUCGACGGCGUUGGGAAAGAACAAACCAAAAACAACUCCCUUAUCAAUGGCGCAGAGGAGAAAAACUCCAUUAGGUGCUGCAUCCUCAACAUCGUCAGAUGCAUCGAAGGCACCUGAUUUGACUGAUGAUUUACUUAAGAUUCCAACAAAACGAUUGAACGCAUCAGAUUUCUUUUGAAUCUUCUAUGAGCUAUAUUUUUGCACUACAAUCUAAAAAACUAUUAUUAUAAGUAUUUGAUUUAUUUGUCAUAUGGAAUUUGUUACCGCAAGCCGAGGCUUAGGUGUUAAUUAAACUAAAAGUUUUCGAGUUCA